AUUUUUACAACUUGCAAACCUCAAAAGUCAGACCAACCAUGAUCCGCAAUGUCGGUGAAUGCAUCUUUUCAUGCCGCCGCAGUUACUAGAUGUUGCGCGCUCUACGUAUUUCCUUCUUUUCGCUUCUUCGAUAAAGUCUGAAACCCUAAAACACUGAUUUUUCUUUGCCCCUUCAAUUGAAAAGAUAAAAGGAGUAAUUGAUUACCAGUUACAUAUCAUUCUCUUCGAGAACCCUAGAUUUGCGUCAGUCGAUUUUAGCAGGCAGUUGCCAUGGAUACAGGAGGCAGCAGCGAAAGCCCUGCUGAGACGAAGAAAGGGAAAUCCAAGACUCCUAAAAAGCCCAAGGAAAGCGUUCUCAAGCAAAAAUCUCCAGCUGAGUUCUUUGCAGAGAACAAGAACAUUGCCGGGUUUGAUAAUCCUGGGAAGAGCCUUUACACUACAGUGAGAGAACUGGUUGAAAACUCCCUUGAUUCGGCAGAGUCCAUGUCUGAGCUUCCUGUGGUAGAAAUCAUAAUUGAAGAUAUCAGGAAAAGUAAGUUCAACUCCAUGAUUGGUCUUGUUGAUCGGGAACGUGUUGAUGAGGAACUAUAUGAUGAUUACGAGUCAUCAAAGGCUCGUGAGAAGCGAUUAGCUAAGGAAGCUCGUGCUCAGGAAAUACAAGCAAAGCAUAUUGCACUUGGGAAAAAAGUCAAAGAUCUUCCGACUUCAAAGAGCAUGAAGGGUCGAGGUGAGGCUUCAUUUUACAGAGUUAUAUGCAAGGACAAUGGCAAAGGAAUGCCACACGAUGACAUCCCAAAUAUGUUUGGACGAGUUCUUUCUGGGACAAAAUAUGGCUUGAAGCAGACACGUGGGAAGUUUGGUCUGGGUGCAAAGAUGGCAUUGAUAUGGUCCAAAAUGAGUACAGGCCUUCCAAUAGAGAUCUCAUCAGCAAUGGAGGGCCAAAACUAUAUUUCAUUCUGCAGGCUGGAUAUAGAUAUUCAUAGGAAUAUUCCUAAUGUCCAUAUUCAUGAAAAAAGAGACAACAAAGACAGGUGGCAUGGGGCUGAAAUUCAAGUUGUUAUUGAAGGAAAUUGGACAACUUACCGUUCCAAGAUAUUGCAUUACAUGCGACAAAUGGCUGUUAUCACACCCUAUGCCCAAUUUCUUUUUAAAUUUGUGUCUGAAACACCUGAUAAAAAUGUUACGAUAAGAUUUGCCCGGAGAACCGAUGUCAUGCCACCAGUUCCUCUCGAAACUAAGCAUCAUCCAUCAUCAGUUGAUUUGCUACUGAUCAAACGCCUUAUUGCAGAAACUUCAAAGCAAAACCUUUUGCAGUUUCUUCAGCAUGAGUUUGUAAAUAUACGGAAGUCCCUUGCUGAACGAUUAAUUGGAGAAAUGGGCCCUGAAUUCAGCCCCAAAAUGCCAGUUAAGUCGCUAACUUCUCAGCAGAUAGUGCGCAUCCAUCAGUUGUUUCGUCAAGCCAAAUUUGAUGAUCCUACUGGUGAUUGUCUUAGUCCUGCAGGGGAAUACAAUCUACGGCUAGGAAUUAUAAAGGAGCUGCAUCCAGACAUGGUUGCAACUUAUUCUGGCAGCGCCCAUGUUUUUGAGGGGCACCCAUUCAUUGUGGAAGCUGGUCUCAGUGUUGGUGGAAAAGAUGUAAAGCAAGGAUUGAACAUUUUUCGAUUUGCAAACCGAAUUCCGCUUCUUUUUGAGCAAGGUGCAGAUGUUGUUACGAGGACUGCUCUCAAGAGAAUCAAUUGGAGUAGUUACAAGAUCAAUCCGAUGCAAGACAAAGUUGGUGUUUUUGUUAGCGUUGUGAGCACAAAAAUUCCAUUUAAAGGGACAGGAAAGGAGUAUAUUGGAGAUGAUAUUAGUGAGAUAGCAAGUGCAGUCAAGUCUGCCAUUCAGCAGUGCUGCAUACAGCUAAAAUCUAAGAUUGUCAAGAAAAUGCAGGCCCGUGAACAACAGGAGAGAAAACGAAAUUUAAGCAGGUAUAUCCCUGAUGCUACAGGUGCUAUAUAUGAUGUUCUGAAAGAAAUGGCGCAAUUGCAUGGUUCCAAGAAGAAAAAAUAUGAGGAUGGUGUCGUGGAAGUACUUAAUAAAGUGUCAGCACGUUUGAUUACAAAAGAAUCACUUGCCGAAAAACUUGCUCAACAUGUUGAACAGGUGGACUACGAGAUGGCAUUGGAAUAUGCUACCCAGAGUGGAGUAACUGAAGAACCAAGGGAAGACGUCUACAUACAGUCGCUUGGAGUGCAAAACAAGUUCAUCGACUUACAUAGUCCCUUAUUUGUUUUUAGACUUCUUCAGUAAAAAAUUUCAUUGGGUUCUUAUGGACUGUGAUUCUAUGAAUUCAUUAUUUGUCAGUGGCACAAGUAGUCAAUUUGUUUCCUUGAUGGUGAACUACAAUCUAGGUCUUCUCUUGGAGAUCAAAAACCGUACUUGGUAAUUAAUACUGCACAAGAUGUAUGAAUAUUAACUUCGAUUGGAUUGAGGAAUCUUCGAUUGGAUAUUCCAUUAGAAGAUUAAAGUCAGAUAUAAGAAUAUUCCAAAGAAACUACUUGUAUAUGUAUGUUGAUGAAUCUUAAUGAGUAAU
Messenger RNA from Tripterygium wilfordii, 2575 nucleotides. RefSeq names its product DNA topoisomerase 6 subunit B-like. Gene Ontology annotation, molecular function: ATP binding; DNA topoisomerase type II (double strand cut, ATP-hydrolyzing) activity; DNA binding. Gene Ontology annotation, biological process: DNA topological change. Lineage: Eukaryota; Viridiplantae; Streptophyta; Magnoliopsida; Celastrales; Celastraceae. Gene Ontology annotation, cellular component: small ribosomal subunit; cytosol. The transcript has 20 exons. Bases 271 to 2292 code for a protein of 673 amino acids. The record is from RefSeq and is a predicted model, not a curated record.